Molecule: messenger RNA, 3735 nt
Organism: Euleptes europaea (tarantolino)
Lineage: Eukaryota; Metazoa; Chordata; Lepidosauria; Squamata; Sphaerodactylidae
Gene: ZBTB4
Product: zinc finger and BTB domain containing 4
Exons: 1
Coding region: 1-3735 (1244 amino acids)
Biological process (GO): regulation of cytokine production; regulation of immune system process; negative regulation of transcription by RNA polymerase II
Molecular function (GO): protein binding
Source: RefSeq, a predicted model, not a curated record
AUGGAGGUCACAGACGUCGGCCACGCCAGUUCCCUCCUGGUCCAGCUGAACGAGCAGCGUCUGAGCGGCCAGUUCUGCGACGUCACCAUCAUUGCCGAAGACAAAAAGUUCAAGGCCCACAAGAACGUCCUCGCCGCCUCCAGCCCGUACUUUAAGGAAGUGCUUCUGGAGGAGUCGGCCUGCCGCCAGCCGAGCCAGAUCCUGGAGCUUCCAGACAUUCAGGCCGAGGUCUUCUCCGAUAUCCUCAACUUCAUCUACAACUCCCACCUCUCUGUGCCCAGCCCGGCAGCUGCCAAGGAGAUCGGGGCCGUGGGGCGACGCUUGGGCAUUUCCCGCUUGGAGAACCUGGACGACCCCUUGGCUGAUGCCAAGAUGGACGACUCCGGCAUCGUUUCCUCCGUGCCCUGCGGCUCACCUAUUGACCUCACCUGCCCUUCCCGCUCAGCUGAGCCCUCCAGCCCUCUCUGCUUCCAGGAUUUGGCCAAAGUGCCCAGCCCUGUGCGGGACUCUCACCCUGACACCGAAACCGAGACGGCGAAAAUCCUCUACAACCUCAGCUCAGCAGCCACGGUGCCGCCGGCGCCACCACCUGACCUGGCUUUUGUGCUGAAGGGAAAUGUUGCUUGGGACCAUAACAAUCCUUCUGGAAAGCCCUCCGUGGCCACCACCGAUACCGAGACAUCCCAAGCGCCGGCCUCCUCUUCCUCGUCCCCAUCAGGCGCUUCCUACCCAGCGAGCAGCACCUUCUGUUGCGGAAGCUGCAGCCGCUCCUUCACCACGGCAUCCGCGCUCAGCCUUCACGUGAAGCUCCACCGGACGCGGCGUUCCUUGUCUUGCCGUCACUGUGGGAAGAGUUUUAUCCACAUCAAAAGGCUGCAGACGCACGAGGUCUUGUGCAAGGGAGUGGAGAAGACGGAGGAGCCUGCCACUGUGGUCGAGACGCUGCCCAACCCAGGGCUCCCUUCCAAGCCAACGGCAGCACCAACAUCUUCCAAGAAGGGCAUUCUGUUCCGUCACCGGAGCCUGCCACGGCUGGACUAUAUCUCUGACCAAGACCACUUUGUCAAAGUGGUGGAUGGCCACAUCAUCUAUUUUUGCACCGUCUGCGAGCGGUCCUAUAUGACCCUAUCAAGCCUCAAACGCCACUCCAAUGUCCACUCCUGGCGGCGAAAAUACCCAUGCCGCUACUGCGACAAAGUCUUUGCUUUGGCGGAAUACCGCACGAAGCAUGAGGUCUGGCACACAGGGGAGAGACGCUACCAGUGCAUCUUCUGCUGGGAAACCUUUGUCACCUACUACAACUUGAAGACCCAUCAGAAGGCCUUCCACGGGAUCAACCCUGGUCUCAUCUGUUCUGAGAAAACCCCCAACGGAGGCUAUAAGCCUAAACUCAACGCUCUCAAGCUCUACCGGCUCUUGCCCAUGCGUUCCCAGAAGAGGCCCUACAAGACCUACAGCCAGGGCCUGAUGCCAGAUAACCUCUUGCUGCCCUCUCAGCCCAUUCCUAUGGCGUUAGGUGAUGGGGACUCCUUGGAUGGAAAUUUGGUCUCCUCGUUGGGUGCCAAUAACGUCUCUUCCGUCUUCACCACCAACAGCAGUUCGUUAGAGUUGCCUGAAGCAGAACGCUUUCCACGACAGGAAACCGUGGGUGCUCUGGAGACGUCCGCGUUCCCUGCUGUGGCCGAAAAGGCACCACAGGAUACGCGGCCAGGACCGCGGGGCGCAGAAGUACCCACGGUCAUUGCCUACGGCCGCCCGGCCUCUUCCGUAAUCGUCCACAGCACUUCGGUGCUGGCACAGGCCGCCUCGUCUGUGAUUACGUAUAAGAGCAAAUCUUCAGACGCUCUGCCAGAUACGGGACCCCCUCCGGCACAACCGCCACCCCCACCGCCUUCCACUGUUGUGGCAAAGCCCAUCAAGAAACAAGUACUGAAAGAGUACAUCCAGUCACAGAAGGCAGCAGAACAGGCCUUAGACGAGAGUGGGAGUGACCACGGGCACAGGGCAAGGCCUCCCCGUGUUGGGCGUACCAUGACGUACAUGGCUAAGCCCGCGUAUGUGGGCACUGCCUCGGAAAGCCGACCCGCCCCGCUCUGCCAGAUCACUGUGCGCAUUGGUGAGGAAGCCAUAGUCAAGCGGCGCAUCUCUGAAACAGACCUCAUGCUGGACAAAAGCGGCCGUGUGGGGGGUAAGCGCUUUGAUUUUGGCGGGGAGAAGCAGCCGGCACUGCCAGCGCUGCCCCCCCAUGGCAGGCACGCCGAUAGGGGCUACGCCAACGAGAGCGGGGAGGAGGAGAGUGACCGAGGAGAUGCAGAAGACCAGCUUUGGAGGCCGUACUACAGCUACAAGCCCAAACGCAAGGCGUGCAGCACGGGCAGCGGUGGCAACGCCGUUCCCAAGGUGAAGAAGUCCCGGUGGCGCCGCAAACUCCGCUCGCUGCGCUGGAUGAAACGGACAGAGAAAGCCGAGGAGGAAGAAGAGGAUGAGGAGAAGGUCAGUGUGGGGACCAGCGACCCAGCAUCCGCCGAGGUGUCCGCUGGCCUCGGAGGUGCCUCUGAAAGUGAGGGGAUGGACCCCCCUCUGAAAGCAGGCAGCGGGCGGGGAUCAGAUUGGAAGCAUGAAUGUGGCGUUUGCGGCAAGCUGUUCUCAGCGCUGAAGAAGCUGAGGAAGCACGAGCGAGUGCACGGCCGCCUUGGCAAAGACGACCAGUCUCUGACGCCGCUGCUGGCGACCCCUCACCGCGUAGGCCGGAAGCCUUUGGUGAAGUUCACCUGCACCCACUGCUCCAAGGUCUGCAAGACGGCGGCGGCGCUGAGCCGCCACAUGAAACGGCACGAGGGUGAGCAGCCAGAGGGCACCCCCUUGCCAGCCCUCACCACUGUCAUCGCCUACUCCAAGAAGACCCCCGACAUGCCCCCAGCAGUGUCGUCGCCAGUGGUGAAGGAGGAGACCACGCAAGAAAUGCAAGUGUCGUCUUCCAGCGGCGAGGCUCCCAUGUCUCAGCAUGAGCUUCCGGAAGAAGGACCCGUAGCAAUGGAUACACAGCCUUCCAACGGCUGUUUGCUGGCACCGCUGCUGGAGGAGGAGAUGACUGCCCCACUGCUGGGAGAAAGCAAACCCCCCUUUAGAGAAGAGGUGCUCGUCCCUCCACCACCUUUGGAGGCUGCCACCAGCCUCGCCGAUUUGCCACCGCCUUUGUCCCGCUCCCUCCAAGACCCCGUCAUCUCACAUACGGGUCUGGUCCGGAAACAGGCUCUGGCGCCACAGGAGAUAGAGGAGGAUCGGUAUCCGGUGCAAGAGUACCCCUUGCCGCUCUUGGUGCCGGGCAGCUGUCGGACCAGGAAGGAUCUGGAGGACAAGGCCUCCUUCCUCACUUAUCCCAGCGCCAUUCAGUUCAACGCUGUGGGCAAAGCCGGCAGCAGUGAGACGGACGGCAAGGUGAGCUUCUACCCCGACCCGUACCCCCUGAUGUAUGGCCCCCAGCUCCUGGCCGCCUACCCGUACAACUUCACCUUGCCGGUGGCUCUGAACAUGGUCGUCCCGGAUGAGAAGGGGCAACCGCUCCCCUUCCUCCCCAGCGUCUUCAGCUACGCGAUGAAUCCGUGCCGGAGCGAGGCCCACGAGGGGGGCGCCCCCGGAGCAAACGGGGGCAUGGCGGUGGGGGCCAGUGCCGCUCGGGAGGGCAGAGGAGAGCCGGCGGCUUCUGAGCGGCUUAAGAAAGGCCACCUUCUGUGA